Messenger RNA from Megalobrama amblycephala (Wuchang bream), 3872 nucleotides. It is a transcript of the gene mtnr1ab, whose product is annotated as melatonin receptor 1A b. The record is from RefSeq and is a predicted model, not a curated record. Gene Ontology annotation, cellular component: membrane. The coding region runs from base 917 to 1972 and encodes 351 amino acids. Gene Ontology annotation, biological process: G protein-coupled receptor signaling pathway. The transcript has 2 exons. Lineage: Eukaryota; Metazoa; Chordata; Actinopteri; Cypriniformes; Xenocyprididae. Gene Ontology annotation, molecular function: melatonin receptor activity.
AAAUUCUCAAUAUUGUCUCAGGGGGAAGCUGUCACACAUGAUAUGUUUCAGUAGCUCUAGUGUUUUAAGUCAAACGCCCAAUUAGACCGUUUCAAAAAAGGUCAAGGUGUGUUUAAUGAACUGGAACUUUUGUUCUGAGUAAUAACAGUGAAAAUGCCAAGUGCUUACAGACUUUGAAAAAGAUGCAUUGGAGUAAAAAGUGAAAUAACUAGCCUCUCCAGUCUUAGUUUUUUUUAACUUAUACAGGUAUGUUGCCAAGCGCACAUCAAACUGCUCUGAAACAUGCUACUGUAUGACUUUAAUGCUUUAUGAUUUUAAAGACAUUUAGUCUAAGGGAACUUACUGUUUACCUAAUACAGAAACAGCCACGAAGCAACCUUUGUGAAGUGUCUUGCGUAAAGGCAUUACGAAAAGUUUAAGGAUUCCUCUCUGCGGGGUUUGAAGUUCAGCCCAAGUCUUUGACCAAUAUACCACACACUGAAACGAUUAUUUAUUAUUUAAACUACGUGAAUAUUUCAAUAAACCAUGAAUGACCAAAAAUAAUACAUGAACACAUGUACACAAUCGCAAGUGGAUGUGAAAAGAAGCAGCUCAACCUUCUCCGAGCCGAUUUCGUUGUCUUCCACAGCGGGGCAGCGUUACAGCGAUCUACAGACAGCAUCCAUAGGCAUUUAAGAUGAACUUAACUUGCUGUCGAAUGUCACAUACCAACUAUCUGAUGUAGACAGAAAGCUAUAAAAGUGCGGACACAUGUCCGCGCGCAGAGCAUGAAGGCGCGCGCUCCAUCGAGGACCAUGGCAUGAUAUGAGACCUUCAUUUUACGCACGUUUACGUAAACUCAAUAACAGCCACACAUGACUUUCCAAUGGAAUCAAAUCCUAUGAUUUAUGGCGAGGAUUACUGAAGUGAAGAUAAAAUGAAAAUAAAUGGCAGCCGGUUGAUGAACAGUUCUUCAUUGAGCCCUUACGAGACCACGCUGGAUCGCCCUCCCUGGGUCGCCACAACUUUGGGCAGCUUUCUGAUCUUCACUAUCGUGGUUGAUAUAUUGGGGAACCUCUUGGUGAUCCUCUCCGUGUGCAGAAACAAGAAACUUAGAAACGCAGGGAACAUAUUUGUGGUGAGCCUGGCAGUAGCUGACCUGGUGGUAGCAGUUUAUCCUUAUCCUCUCGUGCUGGUCUCCAUUUUCCACAAUGGAUGGAACUUGGGAUUUGUCCACUGCCAGAUCAGUGGAUUCCUGAUGGGACUGAGCGUGAUUGGAUCUAUAUUUAACAUAACCGGCAUUGCCAUCAAUCGCUACUGCUAUAUCUGUCACAGCCUCAAGUAUGACAAGCUAUACAGCGAUAAGAACUCUCUUUGUUACGUCCUGCUCAUCUGGAUACUGACCGUGGUCGCUAUAGUGCCAAACUUUUUCGUGGGCUCCCUGCAGUACGACCCCAGGGUCUUCUCGUGUACGUUUGCGCAGUCGGCCAGCUCAGCGUACACCAUCGCUGUGGUGUUCUUCCAUUUCAUUCUUCCAAUCCUGAUUGUGACGUACUGCUACCUGCGGAUCUGGAUCUUGGUGAUCCAGGUGAGGAGACGCGUCAAACCCGAUUUUCGGCCUAAACUCACGCCGCACGACGUAAGGAACUUCAUCACCAUGUUCGUGGUGUUUGUUCUUUUUGCCGUCUGCUGGGGUCCUCUCAAUUUCAUCGGCUUGGCGGUCGCCAUAGACCCCGGGCGGGUUGCGCCCCUCAUCCCGGAGUGGUUUUUUGUAUCGAGUUAUUUUAUGGCCUAUUUCAACAGCUGCCUUAAUGCUAUAGUCUACGGACUGCUGAACCAGAACUUCAGAAGAGAGUACAAAAAAAUUAUCAUCUCACUCUGCACUGCGAAGAUGUUCUUCCCGGAGAGUUCAAAUGAUGCUGUAGACCGGAUCAAAAGCAAGCCAUCCCCUUUAAUGACAAACAACAACCGAGUAAAAGUGGAUUCGGUAUGAAAACACAGGAAGGGCACUGUACACAAAAACCAAAUAAGCAUUUCAGCUGCUUCCAGAAACAACUAUUUAUAACCGAUGUUUAUAACCUGAAUACAGGUGCCUGUAUUUCUCGUACCUGUUGCAUUUUCUAGAGGGUGCAUUACAAAUAUCUUGCUUUGUCUCAGUGUUUACAAGUUCAUAAUGAUAGGCUUUUUUAUUUUCUUUUAUAUACAGCAGGUUAUAAAAUCAAUGCUAUAAACCAAUGUACACACUGUCAUACAUGAAAAACAAGGUGCCAAGAUUAAUAGCCCUUAAAGCUGAUAAGUGCUCAACAAUGUCAUUUUAUGAUUUUUAUCAUAUUGUAUUUUAGGUUUAGUUGUUUUCAAAAUGUUAUUUAUAGGCUGUCUGUAGCACAUGCCAAAUAAUGCAUUUGCAAAAUAAUACUUUAUACUUUGUUUAUUGUACUUAAAUAUAGUUAUUUCUUGGUAACCUUGGUCUUAAAUGGUCAGAUAGCCAGUGCAGGGAAAAUAAUGUGAAAAACAGUAUUUGCCCAAUAUUUGAAAGCAAAUAUCUUUCAGUUCCCAUGACAGAUUUAAGAUUGGUUCACAAUGUAAAUGUUAGGCAAGCUCUUGAAGGGAUAGUUCACCUAAAAAAGAAAAUCACCAUUUACUUACCCUCAUGACAUUUGGUAUGAUUUUUUUCAUUUAAUAUUUUUUGCAGAAAAAGUAUUUUUGUCAUUACAAUGAAAGUCAGUGGGGUCCAAAACAUCACUGGACAUCACUUUUUUUUGUUGAAUGAACUAUUCCUUUAAGGAGUCACUGUAGAAACAUGCAUAUCUUAUGAAAUGUGAACAAAAUGGUAAAUUUUAAAAAUGUUUAGACAUUCAUGUGCCAUAACAGGUUCUUCUUAUCCAUCUGUUACAGCUCUUACUAUUUAUUUCAACAGAUUGCAUUGAUAUACUACUGCAAUGGAGUGCAUUUAAUGACAACCAAUAUAAGUCUAAUCUUAAACAACUUAUCCAUAUUUUGGUAUAUAGAUCAAGUUCAGUAUACUACUAUAAACCAUCUUUAUAAUGUCAAAUCAAUGGCAGAUGUUCAACACAGUACCUUACUUUCUUGUUUACAGCAUAAAAAGCAACAAAAUGGAACAUAUUUGCUUGUCCUUGAACUUUUCAAUGUCAAUAAAGUGUGCUGGAUAAACUGAGAUGAAAACAAGAUGUAGGCUUGCUUAAAAGCUAUAGAAGAGGAGAAAUGGAUAAACUGCUUUCAUUUACUGUUUUAAUGUUGGAUGAGACUUGGGGGUUCAUUAAAAGCAACAUUAAACAGCUUUAGGGAAAUUUCGACGCUACUAACUUUACAUUUUUCAGUAGCGUGACAGUAGCUCGGCUGCUUUAAAAGUCAACAUGUAAUCAAAAUAAACCCUAUUUACAUUUUCAUUGCAUGUUUAUGGGUUUUUGUGAACAAUUCAUUGGUGCAUAUUCCUUUUUUAUGUUAUUUGGCAUUUCUGCAGUUAUUAGAUAGGACAAUGAAGCAAUGGGAGAGAAGGAAACAGGAUCUGGAAAAUUCACAACUCUAACUCAUGUUGCCCACAAUGCAACUUCACAACAGCCCUGAGCACUGCCCACAAGGCUAUACGGUUCCAGUGGUGGAAGAAAAGUCCUGUUUGCUUGCAUUUCUUUUGCAACAACUUUCCUUUUCAGCUGAUGUCAUGCAGGCCACACAGGGUUUUGGAUAAUGCUGACCAAAUAGCUGUUCAGUGUUAUUGGUUGGAUUUAAUGUAAUCUGUUCAGGCUUAAUGUUGUGACUCUAAUCAAGACUGUCAUUGGUUUGCGCUAGAUAGAUAAGUACUGCUGAUUAAAAUAAUAAUAAUUAAACCAUACCGUCUGAUAAUUAUGAACUUAAAUAGAUAUUACCCUCUCAAA